GAGCCGCUGAGGCGCGGAGGGGUGGUCAGAGCGGACCCGACGGGCUGAGGCAGUAGUGCGUGCCCGGGCCACGGCCAUGGGGAGCUUGAAGGACGAGCUGCUUAAGGCCAUCUGGCACGCUUUCACCGCGCUCGACCUCGACCACAGCGGGAAGGUCUCCAAGUCUCAGCUCAAGGUCCUUUCCCACAACCUGUGCACCGUGCUGAAGGUUCCACAUGACCCUGUUGCCCUUGAAGAGCAUUUUAGGGAUGAUGAUGAAGGGCCUGUGUCCAAUCAGGGAUACAUGCCAUAUUUAAACAAGUUCAUUUUGGAAAAGGUCCAAGACAACUUUGACAAGAUUGAAUUCAACAGGAUGUGUUGGACUCUCUGUGUUAAGAAAAACCUCACAAAGAGUCCCUUGCUCAUUACAGAAGAAGAUGCGUUUAAAGUGUGGGUUAUCUUCAACUUUUUGUCUGAGGACAAGUAUCCAUUAAUUAUUGUUCCAGAAGAGAUUGAAUACCUGCUUAAGAAACUCACAGAAGCUAUGGGAGGAGGUUGGCAGCAAGAACAAUUUGAGCAUUAUAAAGUCAACUUUGAUGACAAUAAAGAUGGCCUUUCUGUGUGGGAGCUUAUUGAGCUUAUUGGAAAUGGACAGUUCAGCAAAGGCAUGGAUCGUCAGACAGUAUCUAUGGCCAUUAAUGAAGUCUUCAGUGAGCUUAUAUUAGAUGUGUUGAAACAGGGUUACAUGAUGAAAAAAGGCCAUCGACGGAAAAACUGGACAGAACGUUGGUUUGUACUAAAACCCAACAUAAUUUCCUACUAUGUGAGUGAGGAUCUAAAGGAUAAGAAAGGAGAUGUUUUGCUGGAUGAGAACUGCUGCGUAGAGUCUCUGCCUGACAAAGAUGGAAGGAAAUGCCUUUUUCUAAUAAAAUGUCUUGAUAAGACCUUUGAAAUUAGUGCUUCAGAUAAGAAGAAGAAACAAGAGUGGAUUCAGGCCAUCCAGUCUACCAUCCAUCUGUUGAAGCUGGGCAGCUCUCCACCACACAAAGAGGCCCGCCAGCGCCGGAAAGAACUGCGCAAGAAGCUGCUGGCUGAGCAGGAGGAGUUGGAGCGGCAGAUGAAGGAACUCCAGGCUGCCAACGAAAACAAGCAGCAGGAACUAGAGACCGUGAGGAAGAAACUGGAGGAGGCAGCAUCUCGUGCCGCUGAAGAGGAGCAAAAACGCCUGCAGACUCAAGUGGAACUGCAGGCCAGGUUCAGCACUGAGCUAGAGCGUGAGAAACUGAUCAGACAGCAGAUGGAAGAGCAGGUUGCCCAGAAGUCCUCGGAGCUGGAGCAGUAUUUGCAGCGAGUACGGGAGCUAGAGGACAUGUACCUAAAACUUCAGGAGGCUCUGGAGGAUGAGAGGCAGGCCCGGCAGGAUGAAGAGAUGGUGCGGAAGCUUCAGGCCAGGUUGCUGGAGGAAGAGUCCUCCAAGAGGGCAGAGCUGGAGAAGUGGCACUUGGAGCAGCAGCAGGCCAUACAGAUGACGGAGGCGGAGAAGCAGGAGCUGGAGCACCAGCGUGUGGAGAAGGAGCGGGCCCUGCAGGAGGCCAUGGCGCAGCUGGCGCAGCUUGAGCAGGAGCGGAAGCAAACGCUGGAGCAGUAUGAGGGAGUUAAAAAGAAGCUAGAGAUGGCGACGAGUCUGACCAAGAGCUGGAAGGACAAAGUGGCUCAUCACGAGGGACUAAUACGAUUGAUAGAACCAGGUUCCAAGAACCCUCAUCUGAUCACAAACUGGGGACCAGCAGCCUUCACCCAGGCAGAGCUGGAGGAGAGAGAGAAGAACUGGAAAGAAAAGAAGACCACCGAGUGACUGCGCCCCCGGUCAUAGGGACACCCAGUGUGGCCGAGAGCUGUACACUGCAGACAAACGACGCUGGCUUUGCUGCUUCUAAUUCCCCUUGCCUCUUAUGGGCUCAGUGUCCUAAGGAAGCCUCAUUUACCUUCCUGCAAAUAAGGGCUUACCUGAAAAGAAAAAAUGGCACCACCAAGCUCUUGAUUCACACUGUCUUUGAACCUUUCAGCUUCUAGUUAGCUCAAACUCUUGUAUGCACUCUAGAGGGAGGCAGAGCGCAGGCCCCAGGGCUCGUUCCCCAGCCGAUCUGAGCCUCUGUAGGCUGGGAGUCGGUGCUUCCCUUUGCCAGUAUGUUUCCUCCACUGAGUGUGGUUUUGACCUGUCUGCCUGGCAGUCAGUGCCAGGUGGCAUGGAAGGCCUUUAACCACUGGGCUCUAGUGGAGGAGCAUGGCAUUACUGCCAUUUCCUGGGUGCCCUUCUGGAGAUGAGGCGCUCAGUGGGGUGUCCUAGCCUCUAUGAGCUUUCCCUUCCGCACUGCCGUUCCCACUUCCUUUGCCCUCACCUCGGGCGAAAAUGUCCCCUUGCCCACGUGUACUCUCACUUUAUUCUCUCAGUGGUUCUCUCUCUCUCUCUGUCUGUCUCCCACCUGCAUGCCAUGCUGUGAGAGGAUUGUGUUGAACGGUGGAGAGACGCUAACUAGAAAACUGAAUAACUUAUAAAGCAGACUAUGCACAUGGGUAGGGGCAGUUGACUGCACAUGUGCUAGUUAGAUUUAAGAUGCCAUCCUAGUAGCUCAGCUGUGGUGUUAGAUUUUUCUAGGAGAGCGGCCUUUAACUUUCCCUUCCUCUGUAGGUGACAUAGAGGAACUUCCCAGUAAAAAUAAGGGUAGCAAAAGAAAAUUGGAGUCAUAGUUCUUAUGCAUCUAAUUUGAAAGGGACAAAGAGGAAGGUUUUCAUAUAUAACCUGUUUGGGGAUUGAGAAUAGUAUUUAUGAAGUCAACCUUCUGAUGUUAAUUCCCACUUAUAAGCAGCAAUAGCUCCAUGGACAGCAGUGAUAAUUUAAAUGGUGAAAACCAAUGAGUUGACUCAGUUGUAAUGGAUAAGACUGGAUUCAGCUGGUUGAAUUCUGUCUGUACAAGCAUUUAGAUGAGGACAGAGAAUUCAUGGAUUCCUGUUGUGCCAGCCUCAAAACAGGAGCCAUUCCAAAGAGAUGGACAUACCUAGAGAGAAUGGUUGAGGUUCAGCGUGUGUUUUAUUUACACAAUAGGGAACUAGAACUUAAGUCCGUGACUUCAUUCUUUAUGACUGGAAAUAGUUGCCAAUGACACCAUCUUCAGGAAAUUGUCUUAAAUUUUUGAGCUGUUUUAUAGAAGGGCAACUUUAUUUCAUCUUUUGUAGUUGCCUUGUAAAAGUAUAUGUUUUUGUCUAAACUUUGUAACAUGUGCCUUCCAAGUUUAGAGGCCAAUAUGGCUCUUGGUUUCUGCCCAGCCACUUAUCAGUAUUAUCAUUAGUUCAGUGACUAACAGGCGUAUUAGACCAGUGAAGAACCAUGGAACCUUUGUAUGGCUUGACUGUGUCUCAUACCAGGGAACUCCACUGCCCCUCAUAAAUCACAAAGAAGCCAGUGACCUGUGGGAAAUCUGGGGAGUCCAGCAGCCCUUGGAUGGGGGGAGGUUUCUGCUUUGGGGUGUGGGGAAAUUGGCUGUGCCUCCCUCAGCCUGGCUUUCCUGCAACUACAGCUAGAAAUGACCUGGGGUGUAGCUGCUCCAGCCCAGGGCUCCGGUGGACCUCUUUAUCAUGUGUGGCUAUGCACAGGUGUGCAAGGUGUGCCUAGCACACACUGCCGAUCUCACCCUGGCUUCCCACACUGCACCGUCAGGAGGCAGAGCUCCUCAACAGCCGGUGCAGAAGACUGUGCGGGUCCUGUGUAGAAUGGUAUCUUGAGACUAACUGAACUCCUAAUACUGAAAGUGGUUUGAACUGUCAGCGUGCCUGCAGCCCACUUCUACUUCUGUAAUUACUGUAAUUCUGGAAUGUUUGAAUGUUUAUUAUAAUCAGGCCUUCCCAUAAUAAUGAAAGGAUAGGAUUGUUUUCAUGAAUUGUACACAAAAAGAGUUUUCAAAGUGUGUUUUUGUGAUUUGUUGUAUUAAGAGGGAAAAAUAUUUAUAAUUUUCAGUCAGUCGUAUCUAAAAAUUGUACCAUGUAAUGUGUUCGACUUUAUUUUUUUCUAAUUUUUUAAGGUAUAUUAUGAUUUUUUUUGUAUUUUUUUUUAAAAUAAAGUGGACCCAGUAAGAAAACUAAAAUUGCCAGAACUUCACACGUUUUGUCUGGUUUAAUAAAACAGUGGGGUAACGUUU
Perognathus longimembris pacificus (Pacific pocket mouse) is the source of this 4172-nucleotide messenger RNA. RefSeq names its product switching B cell complex subunit SWAP70 (gene Swap70). Bases 77 to 1834 code for a protein of 585 amino acids. Lineage: Eukaryota; Metazoa; Chordata; Mammalia; Rodentia; Heteromyidae. Gene Ontology annotation, cellular component: nucleus; cytoplasm. The transcript is spliced from 12 exons. The record is from RefSeq and is a predicted model, not a curated record.